Molecule: messenger RNA, 1616 nt
Organism: Vigna angularis (adzuki bean)
Lineage: Eukaryota; Viridiplantae; Streptophyta; Magnoliopsida; Fabales; Fabaceae
Product: UDP-D-xylose:L-fucose alpha-1,3-D-xylosyltransferase MGP4
Exons: 4
Coding region: 190-1263 (357 amino acids)
Cellular component (GO): Golgi apparatus
Molecular function (GO): glycosyltransferase activity
Source: RefSeq, a predicted model, not a curated record
GGAAAAAAAUAGGAUUAAAGAUGCAGAGUGAAGUUUGUGAGUGAAGAUUAGCAACGAACCGAAGCGAUAGAAAGAAGAAAGAAAGGCAGUCGAAUCAGCAGGGUUCUGAUCCGAUCUGAGUGAAUCAGAAAUCCGUCGUUCUCAUUCUGCAGAAAUUCCCAAUCUUCUUUGUUUCUGCAUCGAUCAGCAAUGUCCUCCUUCCUCCACCAGAGAACUUUGCAGAACCCUUUCUCCAACCCAUUUCCCGUUUCAGCUUCAUCUUCAACCAAUUCCAAGAGACCCUUCUCCUCCGUUCUGGGCCCCACCACCCUCCUUGCCCUGCUCGCUCUCGUGGUCGUAGUGGGCGUCUUCUGCCCCUGGGUCGGCAUGCCCCAAGCUCUCUCCUUUACUUUAACUUCAACCUCAGCUCCCAAAUGGGACCACUACACACUGGAACAAGCUCUCUCCUUUGUGGCCAAAAAUGGCUCCGUCAUCGUCUGCAUUGUCAGCCAACCCUACUUGCCCUUCCUCAACAACUGGUUGAUUAGUAUAGCCAUGCAGGAUCGCCAGGAUAUGGUCCUUGUCAUUGCCGAGGACUACGCCUCGCUCCACCGGGUCAAUGAUCUUUGGCCUGGCCACGCUGUUCUCAUUCCUCCCGUUCUUGAUGCUGAAGCUGCCCAUAAGUUUGGCUCUCAGGGUUUCUUCAACUUUACAGCCAGGAGGCCUAGACAUCUGCUGAAGAUUUUGGAGCUUGGAUAUAGUGUGAUGUACAAUGAUGUUGAUAUGGUUUGGUUGGCUGAUCCAUUUCCUUAUCUUGUAGGGAACCAUGAUGUGUACUUUACUGAUGAUAUGACUGCAAUCAAACCAUUGAACCAUUCUCACGAUUUACCACCACCAGGAAAAAAAGGCCGUCCUUACAUUUGUAGCUGCAUGAUUUUCCUCCACCCUACCAAUGAAGCAAAGCUAGUUUUGAAAAAGUGGAUUGAGGAACUUCAGAUUCAACCGUGGUCUAAAACUGUGAAAUCUAAUGACCAGCCUGCUUUUAACUGGGCUUUGAUGAAGAUUGCUAAAGAGGUUGAUAUGUACCUGCUGCCACAGGCAGCAUUCCCCACCGGUGGAUUAUAUUUCAAGAACAAGACAUGGGUGAAGGAAACUAAAGGCAUGCAUGUUAUCAUUCACAAUAACUAUAUAGUUGGGUUUGAGAAGAAAAUAAAGCGGUUUCGUGACUAUGGAUUGUGGUUGGUAGAUGAUCAUGCACAGGAGUCUCCUCUAGGUACAUUAUGAUCCUUGGUAGAUAACAACUUUCUUUAGCUUUGGUCCAAGCACUUCUAUUCAGAAAAAUCCCUGCUCUGCUUGCUUAAGUGGGUGUUUACUCCAGAUUACAACCGUUGCUGUCAACAAUGCAACACUGACUAAAUGAUGGGUUGGGAGAAAAUGGUCUCUUGCUUUUAAUUUUGUGGAGAAAAAACGGAGCUUGUAAAAUGUAGAAGGAAGAGAAGGGUAGACUUUUAUUUGGUUUUUCAUAGUUGUACCUGAUGUAUAAUGUUUACCAAGAAUAUUCUUCCAUUGUAAGAAUUAUUAAUUUGGCAUAUAUAUAAUAUAAUACGAAAGGGAAAUACUGGAUUGAGUAUAACAAA